Molecule: messenger RNA, 3856 nt
Organism: Anolis carolinensis (green anole)
Lineage: Eukaryota; Metazoa; Chordata; Lepidosauria; Squamata; Anolidae
Gene: nos3
Product: nitric oxide synthase 3
Exons: 26
Coding region: 98-3487 (1129 amino acids)
Biological process (GO): nitric oxide biosynthetic process
Molecular function (GO): flavin adenine dinucleotide binding; NADP binding; calmodulin binding
Source: RefSeq, a predicted model, not a curated record
CUCGCCAGGCAGGAAGCAAGAAAGGAGUUCCUGGCUCGGCUGCUGCAGAAGAGCCUCAGAAGAGUGUCCGGCCGGCCGGGAGACGUCGAGCAGAGCCAUGGGGAACUUCCCGGGGGGGCUCUCCCUGACCCCCAGCAGGAGCCUCUGCUCUCGGCAACGGGCCUCCACCUCCGAAGACAUGGACCUCAACAACAAGAGCAGCUGCCCGUCUGACCGCCACGUCGAACCCCCCAAAUACUCCCGGAUCAAGAACUGGGAGUCGGGCUCCAUCAUGUACGACACCCUCAGCGCCCAAGCCUUGCAGGAGGUGCCCUGCAACGAGCGGCGCUGCCUGGCCUCCCUGAUGUUCCCGCGCCAGCUCUGCUCCGCUCCGGAGGGUCCCCGCGCAAAGGAGGAGCUCCUGCCCCUGGCCCGGGACUUCCUCUGCCUCUACUACGGCUCCAUGAAGCGGGCCGAGUCCCAGGCCCACACGCAGCGCCUGCAAGAGGUGGAGCAGCAGAUCGCGGAGACGGGGACCUACCAGCUCCUGGAGGCCGAGCUCAUCUUCGGGGCCAAGCAUGCCUGGCGCAACGCGGCCCGCUGCAUGGGGCGCAUCCAGUGGAACAAGCUGCAGGUGUUCGAUGCCCGGGACUGCACCAGUGCUCAGGAGAUGUUUACCUCCGUCUGCACCCACAUCAAUUACGCCACCAACCGUGGCAACCUGCGGUCCGCCAUCACCAUCUUCCCGCAGCGCACGGCAGGGCGAGGGGACUUCCGCAUCUGGAACCAGCAGCUGAUCCGCUACGCCGGGUACAAGCAGCACGACGGCAGCAUCCUGGGAGACCCGGCCACCAUUGAGCUCACUGAGGUCUGUGCCCAGUACGGAUGGCGGCCCCCCUUCGGGCGCUUCGACGUGCUCCCGCUCCUGCUGCAGGCCCCCGAUGAGGACCCCGAGCUCUUCCCACUGCCCCCCGAACUGGUCCUGGAAGUGCCCAUCAGACACCCCACGCUGAAGUGCUUUGAGGAGAUGGGGCUCCGCUGGUACGCGCUGCCGGCCGUCUCCAACCUUCUGCUGGAGAUCGGGGGGCUGGAGUUCCCGGCGGCCCCCUUCAGCGGGUGGUACGUGGGCUGCGAGAUCGGCAUGAGGGACUUCUGCGACGCCCAGCGCUACAACGUCCUGCAGGAUCUGGCGGAGCGCAUGGAGCUGGACACGCGGACGACUCUGUCCCUCUGGAAGGACAAAGCAGCCGUGGAGAUGAACGUGGCCGUCCUGCACAGCUUCCAGGUGGCCAAGGUGACCAUCGUGGACCACCACGCGGCCGGGGAAUCCUUCAUGAAGCACCUGGAGAACGAGCAGCGGAUGCGGGGGGGCUGCCCCUCGGACUGGGUCUGGCUGGUGCCCCCCAUCUCCGGGAGCCUCUCGCCCGUCUUCCACCAGGAGCUGGUCAACUACCAGCUCUCGCCUUGCUUCCGGUACCAGACGGACCCUUGGAAGACCUACAUCCCCAAAGGCACCACCGUCACCCGCAAGAAGACCUUCCGGGAGAUUGCCAACGCGGUCAAGAUCUCGGCCAAGCUGAUGGGCCACGUCAUGGCGCGCCGCGUCAAGGCCACGAUCCUCUACGCCUCGGAGACCGGGAAGAGCAGGGCCUACGCCUUGAACCUGCAGCAGCUCUUCAAGAGCACCUUUGCCCCCCAGGUGCUGUGCAUGGACGAAUACGACGUGGUCUCCCUGGAGCAUGAGACCCUGGUCCUGGUGGUGACCAGCACUUUUGGCAAUGGAGAUCCCCCUGAGAAUGGAGAGGGUUUUGCCAAGGCCCUGAUGGAGAUGUCCUGCCCUUACCUGGGAGCCACGGAGCCAGAGCUGCAGAAGAGCUACAAGAUGCGCUUCAACAGCAUCUCCCAGUCCGACUCCUUUGUGGCAUCUUGGAGGAAGAAGCGCCGGGAGUCCAGCAACACCGACAGCGCAGGGGCCCUGGGGACCCUCCGGUUCUCGGUCUUCGGCCUGGGCUCCCGGGCCUACCCGCACUUCUGUGCCUUUGCGCACGCGGUGGACACGCGGCUGGAGGAGCUGGGCGGGGAGCGCAUCCUGCCCAUGGGCGAAGGGGACGAGCUCUGCGGGCAGGAGGAGGCCUUCCGCACCUGGGCCAGGAGCGUCUUCAAGGCGGCCUGUGAAACCUUCUGUGUGGAGUCUCUGCCCGAAGCAGCGGCCACAGAGGUCUUCAGCACCCGCUGCAGCUGGAAGCGCCACCGGCACCGCCUCUCUGUCCACCACAACCCCUUGGACCUGCUGGCAGGUCUGACCCAUGUGCACAAGCGCAAGGUGGUCCCCUGCCAUGUCCUGUCCGUCAAGAACCUCCAGAGCCCAGAGUCCAGCCGGUCUACCAUCCUGGUGCAGCUGCAGACGGGAGACCACCCUGAGCUGCGCUACCAACCAGGAGACCACCUGGGCAUCUUCCCGGCCAACAGCCCUGAGCUGGUGGAGGACCUGCUGGAGCGCAUCGAGGACCCCCCGCCCCCCGGAGAGACGGUUACCGUGGAGACCUUGGAAGCCGGAGUGGAAGGCGUGAAGCGCUUGUGGGUGCCAGACCCCCGCCUACCCCCUUGCACCCUGCGCCAGGCCCUCUCCUUCUUCUUGGACAUCACCACGCCGCCCAGUCCACAGCUGCUCCAGCUCCUGGCCACGCUGGCAGAGGACCCUCGGGAGAAGGAGACGCUUCAGCGGCUCAGCAAGGACGCCCUUCUUUACGAGGAGUGGAAGUGGUUCCGCUGCCCGACGCUGUUGGAGGUGCUGGAGGAGUUCCCCUCGGUGCCCCUGCCGGCCUCCCUGGCCCUGACCCAGCUGCCCCUGCUCCAGCCACGCUACUACUCCAUCAGCUCCGCACCAGGUGCCCAUCCGGGGCAAGUCCACCUCACCGUCGCCGUCCUCAACUACCACAGCCAGAACGGAAAGGGGCCCCUGCACUACGGGGUCUGCUCCACGUGGCUUUCCCGCCGGGUGCCUGGAGACAUGGUGCCGGCUUUCGUCCGAGGGGCCCCCAACUUCCAGCUGCCCCAGGACCCCUCUGCCCCCUGCAUCUUGGUGGGGCCUGGCACCGGCAUCGCCCCUUUCCGGAGCUUCUGGCAACAGCGACUACACGAAAUUGAGACCGAGGGCCUUCCGUCCAGCGAGAUGACCCUGGUCUUUGGCUGCCGCAGCUCCCUCCAUGACCAGAUCUACGAGGAGGAGAUUCAGGAGGCCCAGCAGAAGGGGGCCCUCAGCCGGGUCCUGACGGGCUUCUCCCGUGAUCCGGAUUACCCCAAGGACUCUCUCCCCAUACAUUCCAGACCUACGUCCAGGACCUGCUGCGGAUGUCCCUCUCCGGCUACGUCUUCGAGGCCCUGUGCCGGCGCCAGGGCCACAUGUACGUCUGUGGCGACGUCACCAUGGCGACAGGGGUCCUGCAGACCGUCCAGCAGAUUUUGGCCAAGGAAGGGAAGAUGGCCCUGGCCGAGGCCGGAGACCUGAUCAGUGAGCUCCGGGACAAGAACCGAUACCACGAGGACAUCUUCGGCCUGACCUUCCGGACACAGGAGGUGGCCUCUCGCAUCCGGAGCCAGUCCUUCACCAGCCACAGACGGAGCUUGCUGAUGGGGCCCUGAGCCGCCCCGCUUCCGUGGGGACUUCGCACCUUCUAUGUUGAUGUCCUCAAAGCCGUUGUCAAAUACCCUGCUCAUUCCUGGCCUUGGCGGAGAAGGGAUUGAGGGGGCAACAGGGGGAAAGCAUCUUGAUUUGGCCACAAAUGAGGUCCAAGUGCAAAAGGUCCAAGUCGAAUUAAAGGAUUCUGGAGUCUUGGGUUCCAGAACUGGACUGAGCUCCUAGUCUUUCCCCUCCAAA